Solanum tuberosum (potato) is the source of this 1104-nucleotide messenger RNA. RefSeq lists its product as uncharacterized. Gene Ontology annotation, biological process: xylan biosynthetic process. Gene Ontology annotation, molecular function: acetyltransferase activity. The coding region runs from base 1 to 1104 and encodes 367 amino acids. Gene Ontology annotation, cellular component: Golgi apparatus. The record is from RefSeq and is a predicted model, not a curated record. The transcript has a single exon. NCBI's taxonomy places the organism in Eukaryota, Viridiplantae, Streptophyta, Magnoliopsida, Solanales, Solanaceae.
AUGUGGGGCGCCGUUCAAUUGGGAGUAUUGGCGGCCUUUCUUGUAGUCUUUGUCCCUGUGGGUAUGGCUGGUUGGCACUUGAGUCGCAACAAAAUGUUAUUUUUCAGCUGUGCCCUCUUCAUUACCCUUGCUGUUUGUGUUCACUUGACCCCUUAUUUCCCUUCAGUCUCCUCUAUGCUUUCGUCAUCAGGUUCAGUACCCUUAUCUUCAUCAUCAUCAUCAUCAAUGGUAAAUCUUGACUCUUGCAUUUCUUUACUUCACCAAGUAGCAUUUGAUUUUCAAGAAUUGAAUAAUGAGAAUAGUAGUGUGGAAAAUACUGUUAGGAGUAGUAGUGAGAAGUCUUGGAAGUGGAUUGAGUCAGAACCUGUUGUUCAAUGUGAUUUCCAAAAGUUGUCCAAGUCUCAUGCUUCAGAUUUGUUUAAUGGGUCAUGGGUUGUUGUUGCUGGGGAUUCACAGGCAAGGUUAUUUGUAGUUUCUUUGUUGGAGUUGUUAUUGGGGGAAAGUGAAAUGGAGAUGAUUAGGGGGGAUUUGUUCAAGAGGCAUAGUGAUUAUAACAUACUUAUUGAUGAGAUUGGGAUGAAGUUGGAUUUUAUUUGGGCGCCUUAUGUGAGUAACUUGACUGAUUUGGUUCUGGGGUUUGAAGAGAAAAAGAGUUAUCCUGAUGUAUUUGUGAUUGGGACAGGGCUAUGGGAUAUGCUACAUAUAAAUAAUGCAACUGAUUAUGGUGUUUCCCUAAAGUUGUUGACGGAUUUGGUGGUAUUACUGUUACCAGUACCUUCAGAUUUUGUUAAUGAUAGAGCUGUUCGUUCACCCAACUUCUUUUGGCUGGGAAUGCCAAAGCUGAUAAACUCGAUGUUGAAUACAGAUGAGAAGCGAAAGAAGAUGACUGAUGUGAUGUGGCAAGCUUAUACUGAUGAGCUUUAUAGCAGUAAGCUGCUGCGACAAUCUGGUGGACCCCUUUUGUUGCUGGACAUUCAUUCAUUGAGUAAUAAUUGUGGAGCUCAUUGUACUACUGACGGAAUGCAUUAUCACGAAGUUGUAUAUGAAGCUGCAGUUCAUGUAAUGCUAAACGGAUUGCUUAUAGAAUCUAAUCAGAAGCUGUAA